This is a messenger RNA of Cyprinus carpio (common carp), 4655 nucleotides long. Its product is annotated as V-set domain-containing T-cell activation inhibitor 1-like. The record is from RefSeq and is a predicted model, not a curated record. Lineage: Eukaryota; Metazoa; Chordata; Actinopteri; Cypriniformes; Cyprinidae.
UAAAUAGUGACUACUCAAAAGCAUUCAUCUACUUAGUGGUGCUCUUUGUACUUUUGAACAGGCGGGGCAAUUUAUCUUGGAGUGGGUUGUCCUAACUUGAAAGGAAUGAAGCGGGACGGGUCACAUAUAAACAGUCAAGUACAGUCCUCGUUUACUUGCAGAGCAUACAGAAACUGUACGUGUACUUUAGCUUCUGACCAUGGCUUUAUUACAUAUCAUGUAAAUCAUGAAGAAUAAGACUAAGGAAGAUUGAUGAAUUAGUUUUAUUUCUGACUGGCAUGUGAUCAUCAAUGCUCCACUGAACUGCUUCGUUAUUUAAAUCAUGUACCUGAACUCCAAGCAACAAUGCUUUGGCUCCUUUUGUGUGUUGUGGAUGUUCUUGUGGCCUCAUUUGAGGUGACUGUCCCUAAUAAACAUCUGCUGGCAAUCCGAGAUCGUCCAGCUGUACUGGGCUGUGAGUUCACACCUGAUCCUGACAUCUCCAACUUGGUUGUUACCUGGCAACGACAGGAAGAUGCACGGGUUGUCCACAGUUUCUAUUAUCAACAGAAUCAAUUGGACCGACAGAGUCCAGAAUACCAAACUCGGACCUCAUUGUAUGUUUCAGAGCUUCAUAAAGGAAAUGCCUCUCUAAGGAUUGCAGCAGUUAGACCCAAGGAUGCAGGCUUGUACAUGUGCAUAGUGAGCAAUACAAAGGGAACAGGAAGAGCCUUGAUGGAAGUGAGCUAUGAAGCCUCAUUUGAGGUGACUGUCCCUAAUAAACAUCUGCUGGCAAUCCGAGAUCGUCCAGCUGUACUGGGCUGUGAGUUCACACCUGAUCCUGACAUCUCCAACUUGGUUGUUACCUGGCAACGACAGGAAGAUGCACGGGUUGUCCACAGUUUCUAUUAUCAACAGGAUCAAUUGGACCGACAGAGUCCAGAAUACCACACUCGUACCUCAUUGUAUGUUUCAGAGCUUCAUAAAGGAAAUGCUUCUAUAAGAAUUGCAGCAGUUAGACCGAAAGAUGCAGGUUGGUACCUGUGCAUAGUGAGCAAUACAAAGGGAACAGGAAGAGCCUUGAUGCAAGUGACCUAUGGAGCUCCUUACUCUGAGCCCAGGAUAAGCAUCCAUGUAAACUCCUCUGCUUUGAAAGUGCAGUUUGAGACAGAAGGUUUUCCCAAACCUGAAGUGAUCUGGCUGGGGGAACAUGACCAGAACCUCAACUAUCACCUGGAGAUCCACGGCCAGACAGAAGAUGGUCUUUAUUUCAUAAAGAGCAUCUGUGAGGCCCAGAAGCCAGUGAUUAAUAUCACAUUUACACUAAAGAACCACCUCCUCAACCAGAACCUGCAGAGACCAGUGGUUCUCAGCUAUGAUGAGGACACCACAGACCAUAUGAUCAUAGUACUUGCUGUCCUCUCAGUGGUUUGCAUUCUUUUGGUGAUUGGCAUCAUAUGGUUAGCAGUGCAGAAGCAGAACAAGCAGAGAUCUUCCCUGUGAUGAACCAUGAGAAUUAAUGAAUGAUGAUGUAGCUGUUUCCAAAAGGUCUGCAUGCAUGCAUGUUUGGACUAGUGCUAAAAAUUACUGGCUUUCAUUAAGAGCACGUUCAUUAAACUGUUCUUGCAUAAACUGAAAAUAAUUGCAAAAUGCACAAAUUUUACGCAAGAAUGGAUUUCUAAAUAAUUUAGACAGAUGUCACAAAUUUCAGAGACCGUAAGUGGGAGUCAUAUGGGUGUGUGCAAAAAGUAAUUUCUCAGUCUUUUUGCAGUUUAUUUAUAUACUGACCGUUGUGCCGUUUUAAAACAUUUUUAUAAUAUUUUUUAAUAAUAUUUUAUAUGGAAUUUGUUUUAAAUAUAACAAUUCCCCUAUUCUUUUUAUCCUCACACUUUUAAUUGUCAGUGAAAUAUUUCAUAUUUUAAAUACUGCAAAACAUAAUCCUGUACUUUACAAGGUAAAAUUACUUCUUGUACAUACUUGAUAUAAGUAAUACACUGAACAUCUGCAUAUAUUUAAGUUUGUAAUGGAUAUCUUAAGAAGCAAUAUAACUAUGGAGACAAUCAGGUGAAUGCAUGAAUGAAUUAUGCACAUAUAUAGCGCUUUAUUGUGUAUUGCUGUACACCCAAAGUGCUUUACAAUCAUUACAUAUUAAGUACAUUUAGUCAUUCUGCAGACGCUUUUAUCCAAAGCGACUUAGAAAUUAGGACAAUGGAAGCGAUCAACAAAAGAGCAAUGAUAUGCAAGUGCAAUAACAAGUCCCAGUUAGUUUAAUCCAGUACAAGUAGCCAGGUUUUUUUUUUUUUAUUAUAUAAUAAAAAGAAAACAGAUAGAUUAGAAAAAGAAUAGAGCUAGCUAGUGUUAGAGGCCUUUUUUUGCUUUUGUUAAUUGUAUAAUAAAUAAAAAGAAAACAAAUAGAUAGAAUGCAAAAAGAUUAGAGAAGCUAGUGCUGACUUCAGUGAAUCAGGCCAUUACACAAAAAUUGUGAAGCCAUCAACAGCAAACUAUUACGUACUGCAAAUAUGUUAAACCCACUGUCACAGCAGCCAAAGAAGGCAAAUUAUUAUGAAUAAAAGUUAAGAGCCCAACUAAUGGAAACACCAAUCACCAUUAUGGUGACUUCAAAUUAAACAAACAUUAGAUUUAAACCCCUGUUAAUUCUCAACAAGAACUUCUAUAGACCUCUAACAGAAAUAAAGUCAGUCUGGUUAGUAAUAAGUGAAGCUGGUGAUGGUGUUUGUGGAUUUGUUUAAUCCUCCUCUGCUGAGAUCUUGAGAGAUUUAAUGUCUUUUAUCUUCAGUUGAUUUCAGUGGCUGCAGUCAGGUGUUGUUGUGUUUCUGUUUGUCUCUUUUUUUUCUGUUCUCUUCUUUCCUUCAGUGAUUUUGCUUGUCAACAAGCUUAGACAAGCUGAGAGGACUCUAUAAAUAGUAUAUGAAGAUUUUAUGGCUCAGAAUAGGUCCAGUGUGGUUCAUUUCUUUCCUGUUGGCUGACACGUGGCAUUGCUAUGGCUUGCUUUCAGCCCAGAUGUGGCAAACAGGAGCAGUCCCCCCAAGUGCUAUCAUUCCAUGCUACAUAUGGGCCAGAUCAUCAUUCUAUAGCUGCCAGAUGUGGGCCAACAAUAUGUUGCUAUCUGGGUACUGGGGCAUUAGAACCCAUGGGUGAGCACCCCACUGCUGGCCUCACUAACACCUCUUCCAGCAGCAACCUAGUUUUCCCAGGAGUUCUUCCAUCCAGAUACUGACUAGGCUGAACCCUGCUUAGUUUCAGUGGGCAACCAGUCCUGUGCUGCAGGGUGAUAUGGCUGUGAUGAACUUUAGGCAUGCAUACAUUACAAAUCCAGAUCAAAUAUAAUUACACACAUUCUAAGCAUUGCACUCUGUCUGUAAACCUUUUCAAAAAUAGGUAACAUCCUAAUUCUCUGUUCUCUUGUUUCGCAACAAAUAUAGGGAGGGGACUGCCAUGUUGACAGCUUUGAUGAAUUGAACAAUUUCAGCCUAUCAUUAAAGUGAACCAUGGACCAUAAAUAAUGUGUCUACUUAAGGGUUUACAAGGACAGCAUAUACAUGCAUAAUGUAUGUGUGUUUGUAUUUAAAAGUAAAAAGAAUGUGGUCUUUAUGUUUCUCUUCCAGGCAGCUCAGUGAAAACAGUAUUUAUAGGGAAAACAGACUCACACAGGAAUAGAAUUUCAUGAGGGCAUCAGAUUAUCAUCACAUUUAUAUGCUGGUAGUUCACUUUAAAAAACUGAAAUUCUGUCAUCAGUUAUGCAUCUUCAUGUCAUUCCAAACCUGCAUGACGUACCUUCUUCUCUGAAACACAAAACAUCAUAUUUAGAGUUUUCAACUGUUUUGUCCACACAAUGAAAGUUAAUGACAUUCAAAACAACACUGGACACCCCUGACUUUCACUGUAUAGGCAAUAAUACAGUGAUUGCAGUACUUCCAUCUCAUGUUUCCAUCUUCAUCUGAAAAUGAAAAAGAUAUUUGUUAAAUGUUAGCUGUACAUCAAAGCCUGUAUCAGUCCUACAUCAUAACCAUAAAUAUUGUUAAACUGGGUUUGAUUUAACACUAUAUUAAGGUCGAGCUUGAAGCAUGUCUUGAGAUCUACUGAUAAACUUUGAAGACCCUGCAGAGACAUGUAUGAUAUUCAAUAACACCAUAAAAAGGCUCCAGUGAGCUUGGGUAUUGAAAAGGUGCUGUCACCCUUGAGCAUAAGAGAAAUUAAAGUUUCUUUCAUUUCAUGAAACUCCUGAAUAUCCAGUUCAGUGGAAACUCUGUUCACACAGUGGUAGUGAUACAUUUCACAAAUAUGAAUUGUUUAUUCAGUACAUUCUAACAAAAAAGGCUGUAAAAACUAAGUGACCUAGGAAGAAAUGUGUUGUAUGAUUUUGUUUUUACUAAAUAUAAUCUUUGCAGUCAAAUCAGUGACACAUUGUAACUUGAAUGAUGUUGGUUACACAACAAAUCUGUACAAACAAGGUUUUUGAAUCCAGCUAGAUGCAUGACUUGCAUCAGACAUCAUUCUGAGUAACCUGAUACUGGUGGCUAUUUUUUACCCACACACUACAUUUAGAACAAAUCACAACCCAGCAUCCUUCUGUUAGCUUAUGCAUUAAUACAACGUACUGUAGUAAUAAUUUCACAUAAUUGUUUAUUAAUAAAAUAAAGCUUGUGUUAAAUGAC